Molecule: messenger RNA, 1750 nt
Organism: Pristis pectinata (smalltooth sawfish)
Lineage: Eukaryota; Metazoa; Chordata; Chondrichthyes; Rhinopristiformes; Pristidae
Gene: aida
Product: axin interactor, dorsalization associated
Biological process (GO): determination of ventral identity
Cellular component (GO): membrane
Molecular function (GO): phosphatidylinositol binding
Source: RefSeq, a predicted model, not a curated record
CAGCCCAGAUGGGCUUGGUCACUGGCCGGGUUUGGUACUGGUUGGAGGCUGUGACUUGAGUCAGAAUGUUACGUGAGGAAUAGUUUAUAAACCGAGCCCCAAUGUUAACCCGAUAUCGUUUGGAACCAUAAUAUAUGUGCAUUAUUUUAAAAUGACUGAUAUUAAUAAAACAAUACAAAAAUGGCACGCAAGUUUCAAAAAGGGUACAGACUUCGAUUCCUGGGGACAGUUAGUGGAAGCUAUCGACGAGUACCAAAUAUUAGCCAGGCAUUUGCAGAAGGAAGUGCAGUCAACGGCCAAUUCAUCUGAACUCUCAGAGGACCAAAAGAAAACACUUGGCAAAAUAGCAACAUGCCUUGAAUUAAGAAGCACGGCUCUGCAGACAACACAAUCUCAGGAAGAAUUCAAAUUGGAAGAUCUGAAGACUCUAGAGCCAAUUUUAAAGAACAUUCUUUCUUAUAACAAAGAUUUUCCUUUUGAUGUUCAACCUGUCCCUAUAAGGAAAAUCUUGGCACCUGGAGAAGAGGAGAACUUGGAGUUUGAGGAAGAGGAGGAGGGUGGAGCUGGAGCAGGAACCCCCGACUUCUUCACUACCAGAGUUCCAGGUACUCUCCUACCACGACUGCCCUCCGAACCAGGCAUGGCUCUGCUUACUAUAAAAAUAGAAAAAAUUGGACUCAAGGAUGCAGGGCAGUGCAUCGACCCCUACCUGACAGUCAGUGUAAAAGAUAUUAAUGGAGUGGAUCUGACCCCUGUACAAGAUACCCCUGUGGCUACAAGAAAGGAAGACACAUACGUACACUUUGCUGUUGAUGUGGAAAUCCAGAAACACAUUGAGAAGUUGCCAAAGGGAGCUGCUAUUUUCUUUGAAUUCAAACAUUACAAACCCAAGAAGAAGUUUACAAGCACAAAGUGUUUUGCUUUUAUGGAAAUGGAUGAAAUCAAAGCUGGAGAGAUAGUUAUAGAACUAUACAAAAAGCCAACUGACUUUAAGAGAAAAAAGCUGCAUUUGCUGACCAAGAAACCGCUGUAUCUCCACCUCCAUCAAACGUUGCAUAAGGAGUGAUUUACUGCAGCUACUGGGGCAAACGAACAAGUGUUGUGGUAACUGUGUGUGUAUGUGUACAGCAGAAUCCCAGUCGUGCUGGACAGCACAUCUCUAUGAUCAACUACUUGCAAUAACAGUAUCAGUGUUCAGUGUUCCCUGAAGACAACAUCCUAUGUCCAAACUGCUGCUGGUGCAAUUCAGGAAAUUUUCAUGCUGGUUAACACCCAGUUUAUUAUUUUAGCAACUGAUUAAUCCCAAACUGUUGGAGAACAACUUCACAAAGCAGGCUGAAUGAGAAAAUACAAGUUACUAAUGGAGCAGUCAUGUUUAAAACCCACUUUCCAUGCUGUGAUCAUCGAGGCAGCAGCUUUGCAGUUAACUGUUACACUAAAGGACAAGAUUAAGUGGACAAAUAAAGGAUCUUGGCUUCUGUGUUUUAAUGUGGAGGUGUGAGUGGUGAACAGUAUAUAGUGGUACUUUUUAACAAGGACCCUUCUGUCUGUCUGGAAGCUUAGCUAGAAAUGUAUUUGAAGUGCCAGAGUGAGAUGUGUUUGGCCAAAGCUCUAAAAAUUGUAUUCUUUGUCUAAUCAUUGCACUACAACAGCAUGUAGCACUGUUUUUUUGCCUUUGUACAUAACUGUUUAGUAUCCUGUUCAUUAACACUUGUGGAGUUUAUAAUAAAUUUUAUGGUAUAAUAAUGAG